Nymphaea colorata (pocket water lily) is the source of this 1816-nucleotide messenger RNA. Its product is annotated as cinnamoyl-CoA reductase-like SNL6. The coding region runs from base 609 to 1748 and encodes 379 amino acids. Gene Ontology annotation, biological process: steroid biosynthetic process. Lineage: Eukaryota; Viridiplantae; Streptophyta; Magnoliopsida; Nymphaeales; Nymphaeaceae. The record is from RefSeq and is a predicted model, not a curated record. The transcript has 8 exons. Gene Ontology annotation, molecular function: 3-beta-hydroxy-Delta5-steroid dehydrogenase (NAD+) activity.
GAGCUGUCCGUCUCUCUCUUUCUUCCUCUCUUCCCAUUUGCAGGUGAUCAUCUUUCUCUUUUCUUCCAAGGAGAAGUAAUCUCAACCUUCAGGAUCCCAAUUAUCGGUUCUAGGAGAAGGAAGAGGCCCAGGCAAGAUGAAGGAGAUCGGCAGAGGAAAAAUUUCUCACUCCAAUUGAUUCGCCCGUGAUUUUGCUUCCUCUUGGCGUUUCCGCUCUUUCUGCAACGGAACUCCGCGGAACAGAAGGCGGCGCGAUUUUCUUCGUUCGCUCCACAUUGCCCGACUCGUGGGACCACCAUCAUUUAUGUUGGAGUUGCUUCGGCUGGACGAGCCGUUUGUGGGGCGAUCAGCCUAGGCCCAACAGGUUCGCCUCUCUGGCUUUUGUCAGCCCACCUGAUAAGGGAAGGUGAAUCCCAACUCAGGCAGCCAUCAGUUAGCUUAGCCGAUCAUGUCAAGGUCGACUUGCAAGUGAAAAGUUUCACGAUUUAAGGUACUGUCGCUGAACAAUUAAUCGUGAGCGAUUGCUUCUAGUUCGAGGAGUCAAUUUGGAAAGGAGAGCACUAACUUAGAGAAGCAGCAACGGCAUUUUGGUGUGAAGAAAUAAAGCCAUGGGAAUCAUCAGGACGAUGGAGAGCCUAAAGGCAGAGAUGGAAGAGAUCAAGACGAUGAUCACACAAACCAUCCAAAGGAAGCCAGGGGAAGACCUCGUAGCUUCCCAAGCCAUUGAGUCCAGGGAGAAGGUUGUGUGUGUAACAAGUGGUGUUUCCUAUUUAGGCUUGUCGGUUGCCGGCGAGCUUCUUCUCCGCGGCUACCAUGUUCGCCUCGGCGUCGAGAAUGAAGAGCACGUGGAGAAACUUGGUGAGAUGGAGGCGUUUGCCUCCGUGAGGCACAGAGUUCAGGUAGUGAUGGCAAAGGUGAUGGAGGUAGAGAGCUUGUGUGAGGCCUUCAAUGGCUGCCAUGGCGUUUUCCACACCUCUGCCUUUGAUGCAGGGGGCAUUUCGGGAUACACAAAGCAUCUAGCGGAAUUGGAAGCAAAGGCAGGUGAGAAUGUCAUUGAGGCUUGCUCCAGGACGUCUUCUGUGAGAAAAUGUGUUUUCACUUCAUCUUUGCUGGCCUGCAUAUGGAGGCCCACUGUUUCCAGCUUUAGCCCUGCCAUUGAUGAGAGUUGUUGGAGCCAAGAAAGCUUCUGCAGGGAGAAAAAGGAGAUGAAAUAUUCGAGGUUGAACUGCAUAGGAAUCUCUCUUGUGCAAGGGGAUGUCCAGUUUGCCAUUCGGUUGAAGCGCCGCUGCCCGUCUGCGCUUUGGCUUGCACUUGGCAAGACAAUAGCGGAGAAAAGUGCAUGGAUGAAAGCUAGAGAAAUGAAUGUUAAUUUGGUCACAAUUUGCCCAGCACUCAUUACGGGACCUGGAUUUUAUGACAGAAAUUCUACUGCAUCUAUUGCAUACCUCAAAGGUGCUCAUGAAAUGUUUGCAUCUGGAUUGUUGGCAACUGUAAACGUCGCCAAAGUCGCGAAGGCACAUGUUGCUGCUUACGAAGAAAUGAGCAGAGGCGCUGCCGGCCGUUAUAUAUGCUUCGACAAAGUGAUCAGAGCAACAGAAGAUGCUGUAGAGCUUCAGCAACAGAUGAAAAUAGCCGGAAGGAUGAUCCAGUUCACACAAGAUGCACUUCCCCUCUAUGAUUUGAGAAACACUAAGCUCCGAAAAUUAAUGUCUGUAUAUCGACAAUGUACACAUACCACAUAUUUGUAGCCAUGAUAGUUGCUGAUCUUAGGAGUAUCAUAUGCAUGAUGUAAUGGCUUUCAAAUGAGCCACUGUCA